GCAAUCACAAAGAACUGUGUUCGGGCACGUGAUAUUCACCCUAAAGAGAUGGCCGACUCAGAGCAAGUGCAGUGUCAAUUUUGUAAAGGAACGUACAAAAAGAGAGGUCUGGCAAAUCAUCAACGAUCCUGCAAACAAAAACCGCAGGACAUAAAACCUGGUGAGGACAGCGAGUUGCCAUCAGGCAAAGUUUCCUCUACAGAAAAAUGUGAUCAAGAACAAUCAGAAACAAUACAAUGUGAAUAUUGCGGCAGAACAUACAAGAAAAGGGGUCUGGCAACUCAUCAACGGUCUUGUAAACAAAAGCCACAGGAUUCAAAAGAGCAGCGUGAAAGCAGCGAGUUGCAAUCAAGCAAAGUUCCUCCUGUAGCAAACCCUAAACAAGAACAAUCAAACACGCUGCAGUGUCAAUUUUGCGGUGGAACAUAUAAGAAAAAAGGACUUGCGACUCACCAACGAGCAUGUAAACAGAAGCAUAUGGACCACGGGGAAGACAGUGGAAUUGGAACCAGCAGAAGUGUUUUGUCUGAAACGGUGACUGACCCGGUGCAAGCAGGAACACUGCUUGGGCGUCUUUGCAACGAGACACAGAAAACUGAACUAGAACCACAUAUGUGGGACUUUAAACAAAACCCAGGGAAUAUGGCAAGCUGUCCUUUUUGCUGUUGGGAGUUUGCCCACCAAGAUUUACCGACACACGUGCAACGUUGCAAACAAAAUCGGAGCAGACUACAGUCGGAUUCGCAAACUGGUGAGGUAAUUUCUGAAAAUCAGAAGAUCUCUCCACCGUUACAUGAGAAAUUGCUGAGCACAUCGAAGUCAUAUAACCAUAAGCGUGGUGGUGCUGCCAAGGCGAAUGGAGCGACUAAAGACGAGUUGUUACUCCUCAAAAAAUUCCUGAUCACCCCUCAAGGUGGCUAUGCCUCGCUUCCACAGCACGGGGUAUCCAUUGUGGUCCCAGAGGGGGCAAUCACUGAGAAAAGUAAAGAACUGUUUAUCGGCAUCAGCAAUAGGAAGGAAGAUCGCCCAGUCCUUCCUACUGGCCAGUCAAGAACUAGCCCAAUCAUCGUGUGCGGGCCUCACGGCACGCAUUUCAAAAAGCACGUGCUCCUCAGUUUUCCGCACAAUGUACCAAAUGUUGAUAACGCAGUUGUAAAGCUCUGGCAAUCGCAGACAGAUCUGAACCAACAAUGCAAAUGGGAAGAAGCCGAUGCCCGAACGUGUGUUAACUUCACACCGACAAGAUGCUUGCUCUCUUUGAAUCAUUUUACAAAACACACAACCUCUUGCAGCCAAAAGCGUGUACUUGCAGCUGCGUUCGGUGACUACGAUUGCGACACUGCUAAGCUCUCUCUUAACGUCCACUGCGUAGAUGACAUGCCUACUGCUCUAAAGGAGCUGAAUGAACAGAUGGCAGAGUUGAACAUGCAUCGCCUGGCACCAGAUGGCAGGUUUGUGUUUCACUCAUGCGUAUGCCGCGAGGAUGAGGAGCGAGAUGUCAAGGUCACAUUGCUGGACCUUGGAAAAAAGUGGAGAGUGACCUCGCCAGGGGGCGCAACUGGUGGUGGCACACCUCAGAUAAUUUACUUCGACGAAUUGCAAAACAACCUACAGCCAUAUCGCAAUUACGUUCUUAAACCACAUGGAAUGGACCCUGUGCGUGACCUUCACUGUGACAUCGACGUCCGGCAGGAGAACCAAGAUCCAAAAUCAUCAAGCGCCAAAAUUCUCGUCAGGAAGUCCAUGUCACAGAUCGUCAAAUUCAAUACCCCAAGAAGCUCGUCGUCUGUACAGUUUGAGAUCGGCACAGGCACACUAAAAUCGGACUUGCAUCCAAUGCGCUUUUUGUCUCCGAAAGAGCGGACUUCUCUUAACGAAGCUGUCAAAACCCCAAAGAUAUGGCGUAUUAUUGCCGCCGACAUUGGGCUGGAUGGAACCGCUGAAAGAAAAGGAGUGGAUUUGGAGCCUUGUGCUUUGGUCUUUUUUGCAGUGGGUGAAUCGUUUCUGGAAAUGCUGAAAUUGUUUAGAAGGGUCGAGCGAAAAGCACAUGUUAAAAUGCAGAAAAGUUUGGACAUUAUUUAUAAUGCCCGCAUCCUAGAAGCAAGCUACGAGAAGUUGAAACGUCACACCCCUGAAAUUAUAAACAGCGUUGACCCUAAGGACGUAUAUAUACAGCUUUUUGCUGAUGGGAUAUUGACAUUCUACGACAAAGACGAGAUAGAAAAGGCUUGUACAAGAUCCACUGUCAAUGGGUGCUCCAUUUUACUGAAUAAAAUCUUUCUUUGUCCAGUGGAGAAAACCCCGAUUCCCAAGCUGUGCAAUGCGCUGCGCGAACAGAACUGUAAAAGAAUGGCAGACCUCCUCGAGUUGUCGUUAGAUGACAUUGAACCAAAAGAGACUUGACAAUCUUUGAAAAAUGAGCUUUGUCCAUCGAUGGGUGCACGUGAUAAAUUCUAAUGGAUAAAUGGGCAAAAUAGUAAUUAAUUUCAAAUUUGUUUUUCAAUAGUAUGAUAAUCUUUAAAUAGUCUUUUUGUAUGUAUGCAUAUGCUAUCCAGCCAAGUUUAUGUUCGUUUGAUUAUAGUGUUGCAACUGUGUGCCUAGUUACUUAAACACGCUGAAGUAUUAUGCAUUAAAUAUUUUCCCCUUUCAACGAGGAAGUUUUUUAAGGUGCUAGAUCUAGUACUUUCCCAAAACCUCCCCUUUUUCUCCCCCGGGCUAACGUGGCUCUGACUCAUAAUCUCUGGAGAUAACGAGUCAGAGCUCUGGCUACAGGGUGCUCAUACUUAGACUGGGCUCCCAUGCCUAAAUCGAUCUAUCUGGA
Lingula anatina is the source of this 2821-nucleotide messenger RNA. RefSeq lists its product as uncharacterized. Gene Ontology annotation, biological process: netrin-activated signaling pathway. Gene Ontology annotation, molecular function: netrin receptor activity. The record is from RefSeq and is a predicted model, not a curated record. Lineage: Eukaryota; Metazoa; Brachiopoda; Lingulata; Lingulida; Lingulidae. Gene Ontology annotation, cellular component: membrane.